UCUAAAUGUGCAGGGAAAAACUGGAGGACCCUGAUAAAAAAAAAUCCACGUGACCACGGAGAAAACAUGCAAACUGAAAAUAUACAGGGUCGGCUUUAAAACCACAACCUCCUGUGGACCAGGCGAGGUAUUUAACAUUUCACCAUUGUGGCACCGCUAUUUAUGGUGCAGGCUGUGGGAGCGCUUUUGUGAGCACGUCCACCGAGGAGAUGGAGCGACGAGAACAGCUCAUGUGCACGUGCUGGAUCGAUUGUUGUAUCCCAGGAUGAUGAAAGGUGGCGGUGGCUCAGGGAGGCCCUUCAGCAGUCGAUUGAUCAUGGCUGAUGAUGAUUACGGUUAUUUUGAAUGAUUUAGUCUUGCCUUCGCGCGCUAUUGUGUACAACACGUGUAUUCGUUUACUUUCUAUGAAUCAUAUCUGUAAUUGGUUUAACUGUGGUUUUCAUUAUGUAUGAUUACGUGGUGGUGGUGGUGGUUUGAGGAGGUGGUAGUGGUUUGAUUGGGCGUUCAUCCAGCAAUGGAUUGACCAUGGGUGAUGAUGAUGAUGAGUGACACUCAGCUUGGCUCUGGACCUCAGUCACAGUCAUUUAUGUCCGUGAAAUACAAGGUGCUCCCAAAACAUGUUUAACACUCAUAUGGGACUAUCGUUUUUAAUGAAAAAAGAACGUACAAUACACCACUCACAUGAUAACAAAUGUAACGUUAAUAGCUUCAAAAAGUCAAAGAGUCUCCACUUGUUCGCCAUCGUUGCCAACGCGUGGCCUGGAAUCGUCUCCAGGCGGUCUGCAGAGCCCGUGGGCGCAUUUCUUGUGGUGUUGUUGAAAAUUCUCGGAAGUGUUAACAUUUUUUUUGGAAGCACCCUGUAUUGCGCAAGUUAUAAAUGGCAUUCUUAACACGACGAUGUGUGCACUGCAUAUACCUCCUUGUUGUCACACGUGUGUCCGAAAGUCGCACGAAUAAUUCACUUGUCUGGCUAUAGACAUCUGAUAACAGAGGUUCGCUCGAAGAGCCUCCAGUCUCAGCGAAGAGCGCAAUAUAAGCUGACAGAAGUAAGAAAGUGUUCCCUCUCAUCCUGGCAGGUAUCAUUUUAGCUCGGCAACGUGCGCACGUAUUUGUGUUAAAUAUCAGACCCGUGUUCGCGUGUUAAAAUGAAAGUGAUUAUGGUAAUGUUCUUCGUAUCUAAAUGUGUAAAAAAAAAGCUGCUGUGAAUGUAACAGGUGAUAAACGAUUGCACAAACGUGUAACGAAAAUGCAUAUCGUUCGCCAAUAUUUCACAAAAUAGUGACAAGAGCUUAAACGCAUUAUAGAGCAAUCUCCUUGCUGAGAGAUGUGAAUAACCUCAUUGUCCAUGAUUAUGGUCAGCCUUUGUCCAUUGAACGAGGAUCAAAAAUUAACUUUGAACAAGAUGCCUGAAAUAAGGUGAUUGUCAACACAUUGCAUUGCAAACCUUGUCGCUGCUUUUCACUGGAAAACAUCCGGUGCAAAAUGUCCUGAUGAAUCCAAAUGUCACCGCUUAACUCGAGUUUUGAAAGAGAAUAAAUACAUAGUUCUGCUGAAAUGUCCCUGAACGUAACGGUAUUUUGGCGUGUCAUUGUGCGAGGAUGGAAUGCAUUUGGAGACAUUCGUAAAUUGCGAGCAGAUAUUUGCAAUUUUACAUUUUUGCAAAUGCUUCGAGCAGACAUUUGUGGUGGUUUUCGCUGUCUGUGAGUGAAAGCAGAUUUAGAUAAUAAUAAUAAUAAUUUACUAUAAAGCACCUUUCACCCACAGAUCACAUUGCACUCUACAACACAGACACACACACAUGCAGGCUUACACCAAUACAAUCUAACCCCAAAAGAAAGGGUUCAACAAAUAGAAAGAGCCCUUACAAAUAAGUGUGUCUUACGGCGCACUUAUUUUAGCGAUGUGAUGUCCUGAAUUUGUCACAAAAGUGUAAUUUCAAAAGCUAAAUUAAUGUAUUGUUGCAUACAUUUUAACAGUCGCUUGUUAAGCACAUAUGGAGUAUCGUCGUUAUUACUCCUACUCUUAUUAUACUGAAGAACUCUUCUUAUCUGUGGUGAUAUGGGGAACAAACAUUGUACAUUUUCAUCCGCGCGAUGUUAUCCACGAAUUUGCUCAAUUUAUCAGUGACAAAAACAAUAUUGGAUAAAUAGCACAGAAUAGGUUUAAUUUGUCAAUUGAAUUUUGUUUUUAUCCGUGAAACAAUUUAGCAAUGCAGGAUGGCAAAAAGGUGGAGAAUUGCGGAUAAUAGGAGAGAAAAGGGGUACGGUUAAUAGGAGUAUUUGUGGACCCUCCUGUGGAUAAUGAGUUGUGUAUUAUGGUUGCGGAUAAGAGGAGAUCUGUAAUACAUCACGCUGUAAACUUAAUCAAUGUACAACGCACUUUUACAUGUACAACAUAUGAUUAGACUGUAUUUAAUUUCGGUUUAUUGUGAGAUGAAUUAAGUACACCUUCAAAAAAUAUAUAGAAACAAAAGCAAUCGUCCAUUAAAAGCUGUAAUUAUAACAUGAAGCAGCCACAAAGCAAAGGUGAUGUUUUCCAUUUCAUGGACAAGAAAUAAAUUUUGGCUGCAAAACAAUUCAGAGAUCUAUAAUUGCAGCUGCACGACGGUAGAACAGACAGCAUCACUAAAAUCCACGUGAAAAUGUAUUCUGUUUUGAGUCGAUAAUGAGUUGCGAAUACAUCUCUCGGUUUACACUUUACAAUGACCUUUUGACCUUGCUGCUCUCGUCCCUUGAUGUGACAUUUUUUACGUCUGCGGGAAAGUUCAGCCAAUGGAAGACUCGAUCUCAUUUGUGUUUUUUUUUCUCCAAGGGAAAACAGGUGAAGGCCAGAGUCAGCACCUUUAUCUUUUUUCACAUUGUUACUAUAAAUGUAAUGCAAUUGCAGCCAAUGGUGACUUCGGCAUUGCUAUGGUUACGUAUGCCUUGCAUUCUCCCUCUUCCGUGUGGCUGAUGUAGAUGCAGGGAAACCGAUACAAUACCAGGUGGUCAAGCCAGAUGACCACGUAAGCAGCAGCAGAAUGUGUCCGCUGUGAUUUCUCAUUCGUAUUUGUGGAUCGUUAUAUGUCGUGUGGUCUGUUUCUGGAUGAUCACAGUUGCACACUGGAGAGAUUUUUUUGUAAUGUUCCAUUUGAGCAUCAGGUAGUAUCCCCAUCUGUCAUGGUUUGUGCUGAUGCGAGUUCGGGUGUACCAUGAGCUCCAAUGCCUUGUGUAUUGCAUUCACAGAGGUGUCAGUUGUAAGUGUUUUUGACAUUUUUCCUGAGGACUGUAUUUAAAAAAAGGAAAAUAAAAUAUCUGCAGUUAUAUUUUGUAAAAAAAAAAUUACACCUGUUAACGACAGGGUUAAAAUAUGAAGAAAAUAUAAUGCAGUUAUAUUUUUGUAUUGAACUACCGAUUGAUCGGCGUUUCGUGUAUGGUGGGGUAAAGUGUGGCCACUCCUGCCUCUUGUUGUUGUCCUACCCUCCGAUGAGCACGGUUGGAUACGCACGGUGCGAAAGAAGUGCAACAUAUAUACAUGCAUUACAAGACGUCUGGCUAGUUUGGAAGAUUAGGCCAAAAUAUUUCUCGAGAGGCAGGUUUCCAAAGUUUACUCUGGUUGAGGCCCUUCCAACAGCAGUGGUAUGAGCCAGAAAAUUCCGGGCUUCACCAUUUCCUAAAAUACUGCCAUAAUCCUGUCAUUAGGUAAAUGCAAUUAACUGCAAAACAUAUACUGUAUAUAUUUUUCUGCAUGAUAUAAAUCUACCAGGUAGAAAAACGAAUGAUGUUAAUAAACAAAGACAUCAAUAAUGAUCAUCCUAGUUAAAUACAUUAGAGCGUGCCAGAUAUUCAAUUAUCUGUGCAGUUGCUGUGGAAUCAUAAUUACACACGUUUUGUUUUAUUAAUUAAAAAAGCGACAGGUUUCCUUUGAACAAAUGAAUAAGGAAAAAAAAAGUGCGUAAUAUCAUUAGCAAUUUUUUUGCCUUUUUUAAAUUUAACACUCGAGGAAAUGAGACGUAAAAAAAAGUCAAAUCAGAAAUGGAACCCCCCGAAGCCAGCAUUUGCAUUUCAGCGGUUGAAUGCAUUUUGCUCCUCGCGUAAGGCAACGCACUGGGAGCACACGUGGUACAUACCGUAGGUCUCUUGUGUUUUUUUUUCUCGUAUCGUGAGAGCAUUCUUCUCAAAGCCGGUGAUCCCUGAAACGCAAAGGCCGUACAUCGACGGGGGAGCACUCAAACGGAAAAGAAAUGUCCCUGAAUUAUUGUACAAACGCCACGAUUCAACAAAACCACUCCAAGCCAGAAGACAUCGUGGGCUUCGUCCCAGAGAUUGAGAACGUUCAUUUGCGAUCGGCGUUGGCUUUUGGCUGCGUUCUGAUCUUUCUGGUCGGCGUUCCGGGAAACAUCGUCCUGCUCGCCGCCCUGCGAGAGAGCAUCCGGAGCAGAGACGGCGACACCGUCACCUCCGUCACGAGCGUCUUGAUAUUCAACAUCACCGCCUCGGACCUCGUCCUCCUGCUCUACGUCAUCCCCUUGUUCUCGCUGCACUUCGUCCUCUGCAGCUGGACCUUCGGGCCGCUCGUUUGCACCGCCUUCAAGGUCGCGUCGCACAUCAGCAUGAGCGUGAGCUUCUACAGCAUGGUCUGCCUGUCCGUCGUGCGCUACGUCGCCGUGGUGCACCCCAUCCUCGCGCGGCUCGUGCGCUACAACCACGCGCUGAUGCUCUGCGCCAUCAUCUGGCUGGCCACCUUGGGCUUGAGCACCCCCCGCUGGGUCUACAGCCGCGUCGUCGGCGUGGGCACGCGCAGCGUCUGCGCGCUGGUCAUGGACGAGAGGGAGAGGCUGCUCUUCGACGUGGCACUGAACACCGUCGGGUUUAUCCCGGCCGUCGCCGUCAUGGUCUUCUGCUACUCGAGGAUCGUGCGCACCUUGUGGAGGCGAGGGGACAUGAUACGCAACAACCAGGCGAGCCUUCUGUUUAACCGCCAGGCCACGACUAUGACGCUGGUGGCCUUGAUAGCUUUCAGCCUGCUGUGCAUUCCCAUGCUGGUUUACAUGCUCUGCCAGGCAAAGUUGUUCACCAACAACUUGGAUUACGCCAUCGUCAAUCAAGUUUCAAUUGUCCUCUGUUACACCAACAGCUGCAUCAACCCAGUCAUAUACUUCUCUUUCUCCGGGCAGUUCCGCUUAGCUCUCAAGAAAGUUUUAAGGAAUUGCCAUUCUGAGCAAAAUUUGCAAAACAAUGGUUUGCCUCGAAACACAGCAGAUAUGCAUAAUGUCUGUAUUUUGACGUCGUUUAGAACAAUUGGAAAUUCGUGAUUGAGGUUGAAGUGUCCCAACUUGGUCAGAAUCCGAAAUUAUAUUGACGUGCGUGAGUUUUUCAGAGCAUAAUUUGUAUUCUGCUGUCAUAGCAUUUGUGAGAUCACCCAAGGACUUUUGAGGUAGUGGCUGUGGACAUGGCUCCAGUUGAGGAUGCACAUGAGCGGGUGGCACAAUUUUACUUUGCAGAGAAGAGACGUUAGCUGCUAUUCCUAACCCGUGUCUGUAAAGGUGUUCGAGAUGGAUGCGUACAGAUACUGGCGGAGCCAGUGGGGGAGGGGGGGGUGGCACGUGCCCCCCCAAUGAUCCGAUCGAAA
Molecule: messenger RNA, 5610 nt
Organism: Petromyzon marinus (sea lamprey)
Lineage: Eukaryota; Metazoa; Chordata; Hyperoartia; Petromyzontiformes; Petromyzontidae
Product: galanin receptor 2a-like
Biological process (GO): G protein-coupled receptor signaling pathway
Cellular component (GO): plasma membrane
Molecular function (GO): G protein-coupled receptor activity
Source: RefSeq, a predicted model, not a curated record